CACAUGUGCGAGCAAAGUAAGUUGGAUUAAAAAGCAGUUUCCGUAAAGAAAUCAGUUUGUAAGAAUGAGUAGUCGUUUAACGCGGAUUGUCUCUCUUUGGCCAAAGGACGAGUUGCGCCCAUGGCUUUCUUUUCCUAAAACUUUGGAUACCCCAUUUCGCACCAAGCUUGAAAAACUUUCUCCAGAAGAAAGGAAAACCCAAUUGAACGCUGCGGAGAAGUUAUUGGAAAACACAUAUUGGAAUGAGUUUACGCCCGAACAGAAUGUAUUGAAGCCUCAAUUCAACCCCAACUACUAUGAAAACCUCAAACAGGUCCGUCGUAAAGAGGUAAAAAUUCCUUGGUUUAAGCGAUUGUUUCAGAGCAAUUGAGUUCAACGCAACGGUUUUAUGAAGUUUUGAAAGCCCUUCUGCCUCACCCUUUUUCUCUAAUGUUUUAGGAUUCAAAAUAAAAAAAUUUAAGCCUUUGUUUUCAAGGCCGCACGAUUCAUUUACUCGCAUAAAAUGAUUUGUCUGAACAAUAGGACAUGUUUUGAACCAGAUUAGAUUAAUACUUCGUCCUUAGAUAAAACAACAAAAAUUGAAUCAAUUAAAUAUUACAAUCUUUUAAAAAUUCCG
Molecule: messenger RNA, 616 nt
Organism: Schizosaccharomyces cryophilus OY26
Lineage: Eukaryota; Fungi; Ascomycota; Schizosaccharomycetes; Schizosaccharomycetales; Schizosaccharomycetaceae
Exons: 2
Coding region: 65-370 (101 amino acids)
Biological process (GO): mitochondrial respiratory chain complex III assembly
Cellular component (GO): Cbp3p-Cbp6 complex; mitochondrion
Molecular function (GO): ribosome binding
Source: RefSeq, a predicted model, not a curated record